Cladocopium goreaui is the source of this 1644-nucleotide messenger RNA. The record is from the annotation of a GenBank genome assembly. NCBI's taxonomy places the organism in Eukaryota, Dinophyceae, Suessiales, Symbiodiniaceae.
AUGCCACAGCCAUGUCACUUCAAUAUAUCCAAAGAUGACUUGGCAACUUUCCGUGCUGCGCUGGAAGCUGCUGCCUCUAGCCAGCUGUCUUUGUGGACCUCGUGGGAAACAUGCUGGGUCACGGUGUCUGAGUGCUUGGAUCAAGCAGAAGCUCGUGCCUAUGAGGCUGGGGAUGUGGCGGCUGCCAAGCAAGUGCUUCGUCUCAAUAAGCUUAUUCAGACGUGCUUGCAACCGAACUGGCAACUUGUGUCUGAGGAGCCGACUCCUGAAAAGACCAUCUUAUGCAGCAUGUAUGACUGGACGGAUCAGUGGUCCAGGUACAAGCAUAGUUUGGGAUAUUUCCAUAUGGAGCAAUUCUCCGAUGUUGCCGGUGAUUUAAAGCGUUUGCAGGAGAAUCUCACGCUGCUGCCUGCGUCAAGCUGGGCCCACGAGGCUGAGAAGCAGGUGUCGCUGCUGUUGGUAGAUUGCUGGGCCUUGCGGCCUCUUCUUUAUCUCCCGUUGUGUCAGAUCAGUCCCCUUUGUCUCAUGGCGGCUGCUCCUGCGGAGGAAGCGUGCAAGCACCGCUGCAUUCUGUGCAACUUGACCCACGAGGUCGAAAGUGGCAGAGUGCACGGUCGAAAGUUUACGUGCACUCCGUGCGCCAGCGCAGACCGACUUCUACGUCGGGGCCUUGGCUCAAAGGACGAGCUGCAAAACCUCAGUGUGGAGGAACAACACAGCUUUUUCCAGAAGUUGGCUGUGGAAAAGGCCAACGCGAAGGACUCCAGAAUCGACUGGAAAACUGUGCGAGCGUGUCUCGUGACCUCCUUGACAACUCGACAAAUGACGGAAAAUGCAACGGCUGUGGAUACCCAAUUCCUUCCGCUGGAUGUUUGGCUGAAGCAAGGUUGGCCGGAACAGACCGUGCGGAAUUGUCCCAAGGAGUGGAAUGAACAGUACGGAUGUGACACAUAUCAGGUCCCCGUGAAGAGCAUGACUUGGAAGCAGACGUACCAAGCUGUGGAAGAGAGAAUUCUCCGUCAGGAGAAGGAGGCCACUGCCAAGCGCAUGGCACGACCCCGUGGGCCGAAGGAAGCUGAGCCGGAAGCGGCUUUGGAUCUGCCGGCUCCCGAGGCUGCCAAGAAAGGAGAUGCUUCGGCGGCCGCAGAGAAAAAGGCUGCCAGAGCUGAAGCUGCGCAAGAAAAGAAAAAUCAAGCUUCGAAUCAGAAGAUGCAGCUGCUGGCUGCGAAAGCUGUCGCACCUCUGGCUCAGGAUCUCCAGAGCCUGACCAAGCUACGUGCUCGUGUUCCUGCUGAUUUACCAGAACCGAUCCAAGCGGUCUACGAGGACAAUGUGGGAAAGUUGCAGCGUUGGAGCCAAGCUGCCAAGGGCCUUCUCAAAGACUGGGAAGAGGAAGCAGCCCAGACCGGUAAAGUGGCUUUGACCGCUCCGCCGUUUGACAUGGCUGAUGUGAAGUGUCUCCACAAGACUGUGGUGGAGGUGCAAGCCAAUUUGCGUCAACACUUGCCGGUGCCUAAAGCCAAGGCGGCCGGUAAGCGCAAGGCGGCAGAGGCAGGAGCAGAGGCCACGGACACGGCAGCUGCGGAGGGGGCCGAAGCAAAUCCACCUGCUCGCCGUGUGCGCAGCAAGGGAGGAAACAAGUGA